Molecule: messenger RNA, 3183 nt
Organism: Myripristis murdjan (pinecone soldierfish)
Lineage: Eukaryota; Metazoa; Chordata; Actinopteri; Holocentriformes; Holocentridae
Product: WD repeat-containing protein 47-like
Exons: 16
Coding region: 153-2837 (894 amino acids)
Molecular function (GO): protein binding
Source: RefSeq, a predicted model, not a curated record
CAGAGACAGGAAUCAAGAGGCAGACACUUGACGCUCCUCUUCUCCGUGCAGCGCUGCAGUCGGAGACAGCGGGCGGUGCGGAGCGGCUUUAAUGCGGCGCGCCAUCGGUGCAAACACUCAGUCACCUAAGCUGCCAUAGGCGAUCCUUAAUCAUGACAGCAGAGGAGACAAUCAACAUCAAGGAGGUUGAGGUGAUAAAGCUGAUGCUGGACUUCCUGAACACCAGGAAGCUGCACAUCAGCAUGCUUGCUUUGGAGAAGGAGAGCGGCGUGAUCAAUGGCCUCUACUCUGAUGACAUGCUCUUCCUCAGGCAACUCAUUCUAGAUGGCCAGUGGGAGGAGGUGAUGCAGUUCAUUCAGCCUUUAGAAGGCAUGGACAAGUUCGACAAGAAAAGGUUCCGCUACAUUAUACUGAAACAGAAGUUUUUGGAAGCGCUGUGUGUGAAUAAUGCCAUGUCUGCUGCGGAAGAUCCUCAGAAUCUGGAACUUACCAUGCAGGAGGCGGUCAAGUGCCUCCACAGUCUGGAGGAGUACUGUCCGGCCAAGGAGGACUACAGCAAGCUGUGUCUGCUCCUCACCCUGCCGCGUCUCACCCAUCACGCCGAAUUCAAAGACUGGAACCCCAGCACGGCACGUGUCCAUUGCUUCGAGGAGGCCUGUGCCAUGGUGGCUGAGUUCAUCCCCGCUGACAGGAAGCUAAGUGAGGCGGGCUUCAGGGCGAGCGGGAACCGCCUCUUCCAGCUGCUCAUCAAAGGGAUCCUUUAUGAGUGCUGUGUCGAGUUCUGUCAGAGUAAAGCAACUGGUGAGGAGAUCACAGAGGGUGAGGUGUUGCUCGGCGUGGAUGUGCUUAGCGGGAACGGCUGUGAUGAGUUGGAUUUGUCGCUGCUGUCCUGGCUCCAGAACCUCUCCCCCGGUGCCUUCUCCUGCGCCUUCCAGCAGAAGACCCUCAGCAUCCACGUGGACCGGCUGGUCAAGCCCAGCAAGGCGGGCCACGCUGACCUCCUCACCCCUUUAAUCAAUCGCCUCUCACCCUGCCCUACCUCGCCGCUCCGCCAGAGGCCCCAGUCAGCCGACACCUACAUGUCCAGAUCCCUGAACCCGGCUCUGGACGGGCUGUCCCAUGGCUUGGCGGCCCAGGAUAAGAGAUGCAUGGAGGGGAACAUGAAGUCAGCACUCAGCCGCAGUCUAGUGGAGAACAAUGUGCAUCAGCAGGAUGAUUCACCUGAGAGGAAGCACCCACAAGGUCUGGACAGCCCCAACACCACACGCACCCCUCUUGCCCCUGGGAGGGAUGGCGGGCCUCCCAGUAGCACAGACAGGAAUGAGGCGCGGGACUCCACGGAGCAGGUCCAGGAGUAUUACCGUCAACGUCUCCGCGUGCAGCAGCAUCUGGAGCAGAAGCAGCAGCAGCGGCAGCUUUACCAGCAGAUGUUGCUGGAGGGAGGGGUAAAGCCUCAGGACGGAGCCCAGCACAACCUCACAGAGACCUUCCUCAGCAGAUCCAUCCAGAAAUUGGAGGAGAUGAAUGUUGGCAUUGACCAUCGUGGGGACGAGGUGAUGCCGCGUCUUGGCCAUCAGUGGAAUGGAGGAGCUGCGGGUAAACCCACCACUUCCAGUCCCAGGAUCCCUAACGCCAGCCACACCGUAGAAGCUGUGCCCCCAAGAGACAAGCCAGGUGGGGGAAACAGCAGUACCCCUGUCAAAACCGGGAGCCAUACCAUGCCUUCCCUCAACGAGUCCCCUGUUCCUGCCACGCAGAGUGCUGAGAGGAUUAGAGCUGCUUUUCCUACAGUCGAAGACGACUCUGGCUGCUCUGCUACACAUAACACAGCACAAGAGUUGGGGAAAUCCAAAACCCAGUUUGUUAAAGUGAACCAACUAGAGGACACGCAGGCGGUGCGUGCUGUGGCCUUCCACCCCUCAGGGGCACUCUAUGCUGUGGGCUCCAAUUCAAAAACCCUGAGAGUCUGUGCCUACCCAGAGACAUUCACCACCAGUGGUUCUGGUGCAAUCAAGCAGCCGGUGGUACGCUUUAGAAGGAAUAAACACCACAAGGGCUCGAUCUACUGUGUAGCCUGGAGCCACUGUGGACAACUGCUGGCCACCGGCUCAAAUGAUAAAUACGUUAAAGUCCUGCCUUUUAAUGCAGAAACCUGCAAUGCCACAGGCCCAGACCUGGAAUUCAGCAUGCAUGAUGGUACCAUCAGGGAUCUGGCCUUCAUGGAGGGUCCCGAGAGUGGAGGCUCCAUCCUGAUUAGCGCCGGGGCCGGGGAUUGCAACAUCUACACCACUGACUGUCAGAGAGGACAGGGCCUUCACGCCCUCAGCGGACACACUGGUCACAUUUUGUCACUGUUCACUUGGGGAGGGUGGAUGAUCGCCUCUGGCUCCCAGGACAAGACAGUCCGAUUCUGGGACCUACGGGUGCCCAGCUGUGUGCGGGUGGUGGGCACUACGCUGCAUGGCUCAGGAAGUGCAGUAGCCUCAGUGGCAGUGGAUCCCAGUGGGCGCCUGCUGGCCACCGGUCAAGAGGACAGCACAUGCAUGCUGUAUGACAUCAGAGGAGGCCGCAUGGUCCAAACCUAUCGCCCCCACGGCAGUGAUGUCCGGUCGGUGCGCUUCUCUCCUGGGGCCCAUUACCUUCUGACGGGCUCAUAUGACAACAAAAUCAUCAUCACUGACCUGCAAGGUGACCUAACAAAGCCGCUGCCUCAGACCGUGGCUGGAGAGCAUUGGGAUAAGGUGAUCCAGUGUAGGUGGCACACCCAUGACCUGUCCUUCCUCUCGUCCUCCGCUGACCGAACCGUCACCCUCUGGGCCUCUGGACCCUUCCACUAGCGCUGGAAAACACUAGCUAGCAGCAAGCACAACAACACGUUCUCCUCAUACAUGACUAACUGCCACACGCUUGUGAGUGUGUGUUUAUAUACAGUAUGUGUGUACAGAGAGUCUGCUCGACUUCAAGCUGACAGUCGUGUGUGUGUGUGUGUGUGUGUGUGUGUGUGUGUGUGUGUGAAAAAUUGUUUUGAGAUGGAAUAACUCAAUUUGAAAUUGAGUUUGUAUAUGUUUGAUUAUGUGCGCAAAUGUGUGAGUACAUGUACUAUUGUAUGUACAGUAUCUCUGUGUGUGUGCCUGUGUGCAUGUGUGAGUGUGUGCCUUGUUUUACACCUGUAAAAAAAAAAAA